AUGGCACCAGUAUCGAGUGAUGACGACCAACAUUGUUUAAAGAAAUUACCCUCGAAGGAGAUAUAUGCUAAGUUCGAUGGGGCUGCGAGUCCGUCUGAUUGCAAAUUUAAGGGAACUAUAGACACUGAUUUAUGGAUUUUUCCCCAUCCGAAAGCGCGUAGGGAGGAAAUUAAGAAAGGCUUGUGCUAUGCUUCCAAGUUGGAGCAGAGUGAUUCAUUAUACCAUAAGUGUUGCGAUUAUGUUUAUUAUUGGAUUGGUGAUAUUAUGGAGGAUAGGGAAUAUGGCAGUACUGCCUUCCUUAAUGCAAUAUCAGUAGUUUAUUAUUAUUUACAAAGGUACACACCCAUGUGGAAAUGUACUAACACAUAUCGCAUCGUUGACAAUAAAACCAUUUUCCUUUACCUCAAGAAAUUAUUCGAUUAUACCCAAGACUAUAAACACAUACUGGAUGCUAUAACAAUAGCAACCGCAACAACAUCAGCAGGAUUGAAAGAUGGAAAUAAAUGUUUUGAAAAAUAUAGGGAAUAUGUGGAAGGUGCUCAGGGUGCUUGCAAUGAACUGCAGGCAGCGUGUAAUGGAUCUCCACAGAAUAAUUAUUGUUCUUUAUACAAACAAGUUUGCAAUCAUAAUAGUACCAAACCAUCAGAUCUGCUUAGUCAAUUAACUGAUGCGCAGAAUAAGAUAAAGCGGCCACAGGAGGAGGAGCAGGAAGAGGAAGUGGUCUAUGGGGUCCCAGAUUUAAUGGAGGCACAUUUAGAUUGUCUCCCCUCAAGAAUUAUGUAUAAGAAGUUCAAUGAAAAGGGGGGCGAAGGCAAGUGCGAAAAAACUAAAAUUCAAAGCGCGCAGACUGCUCUGGAGUCUGUGCUGAAUGAACAAGGGUGUGAUAAGGGAUGUGCGGAAAAAGUUCUUUUUGCGUGGUGCUACAUAAAUGGACAAGUGAAUGAUAGUAGUGACCUCAAGUAUGAGGAGCGCCAUCAUCUGUUCUAUUCGUGGUUAGGGCAGGAACUGUUAUCGCGUUCCACAGGGGGGGGUAGUUCAUUUGGGACCGUUGCAAAUAAUGUUCACACUAAACUAGAACAGAUGUUCACAGGUCAGGCGUGUGGGGACAUGUGCAAGGAUGUAUACCUAAAAGAGAAGGAGGACGACGACGACAUUUUCAAAUACAUUAAAUUAUUAGCUGAAUAUUUCACAGACUCCAAAAAGUUGAAAGAGCAAUUAGGAAAUGGUAGUGCUGAGAAGAAAUGUGAAGAGGCCUAUGAUGACCACCUAAAACAAAUUAAAAAAGCAUGUACUGCUAUACAAGAAAAAUGUUCCAAUGGUAGUGGGAAUGAGCAAUAUUGUAAGUGGUUCAAGGAAUACAAUGAGAAAAAUUGGGAAAGUGAUGCUAAAAAUUACUGUGAUACUGAAACGCUGGAAAAAUUAACAUGCAAACCAGUGAAGUGGAACCAAGCCGGUUCUUCCGGUGCUGGUUCCCCUGUAACUUGCAAUUCAGCUUCUUCGGAACUUGGAGACCAAGCUAAAAGUGCUAGUGCUCUUGGUGGUGACCCUGGAAGUGGUGUUGAACCUGGUGGCGUGGUUGGUGGUGUAUUAGGUGCUGUAGGUCUACCUGCCGUUGCUUUGGCGUUAUAUAAAUAUACUGAUGUAUUUGAUGGAAUAAAAAAAUCCCUCUUUGGUGGCAGUAAUAAUACAAGAGGAAGGAAUAGGGGAAGAGAAAGAAGAUCUACCAUUGGACGUAAUCAUAAUUUUGACGGUUUUGAUUCUUCUACAAUGGGAGAUGAUUCUUCCACCUUGGGUGGUGAUGGUUCCACCACCCUAGGUGGUGGUGGUGGGGAAUCGUCCACCUUAGGUGGUAGCUCCACCGAUGUUUCUACCAUCUAUAAUGAUGAUGAUGGAGGACGACGUCGACCAACCGGAAGAACACGGACAGGAACAAAUAAUAGAAGACCAGGAAAUAUACGUUAUUAUGCUACGUAA
Messenger RNA from Plasmodium knowlesi strain H, 1974 nucleotides. RefSeq names its product KIR protein. Lineage: Eukaryota; Apicomplexa; Aconoidasida; Haemosporida; Plasmodiidae. The record is from RefSeq and is a predicted model, not a curated record. Bases 1 to 1974 code for a protein of 657 amino acids. The transcript is spliced from 4 exons.